Teleopsis dalmanni is the source of this 774-nucleotide messenger RNA. It is a transcript of the gene Scp1, whose product is annotated as sarcoplasmic calcium-binding protein 1. Gene Ontology annotation, molecular function: calcium ion binding. The transcript has 6 exons. Lineage: Eukaryota; Metazoa; Arthropoda; Insecta; Diptera; Diopsidae. The record is from RefSeq and is a predicted model, not a curated record. Bases 148 to 717 code for a protein of 189 amino acids.
CUGGCAACAUACUUAUAAGCACACGUCUAUACGAAUAAAGCUAUCUUGCUGAACAAAAUACAAACACUAAAUCAGAAACGAACGGGUCGGGUCCUCAGAUAAGUUUUGUGUGUGUUUAAAUUAUAAUUCCAAAAACAAAAUUCCACAAUGAGUUACUCCUGGGAUAACCGCGUCGACUUUGUUGUUCGAUAUAUGUACGAUAUCGACAAUAAUGGCUACCUCGACCAAAACGAUUUCCAAUGUAUGGCUGUCCGGGCAUGUGUUGUUGAGGGCAAGGGCGACUGCAGCACCGGCCGUUUGGAUGAAUACCGUAAAUUGAUGAAAAAUUUGUGGGAUGAAAUAUCAGAAAUUGCUGAUGAUGACAAGGAUGGUAAAAUUUCAAACAAAGAGUUCAAGGAUGCUGUAAAGAAAACCUGUGUAGGAAAGAAAUACGAUGAUUUCCCUCAGGCUAUGAGAGCAUUUAUUGAAGCUAACUUUAAGGUGCUUGACAUCAAUAACGAUGGCAUCGUUGGAAUUGAAGAAUACCGGUACAACUGCAUAUCGAGAAUAGCUAUCGAUGAUAUUACACCAGUGGACAAAUCAUUUGAUGCAAUGUUAAAUGAUGAUGAUAAGAAAAAGGGUGGUCUAUCUCUUGAUCGUUAUAAGGAACUCUAUGCGCAGUUCUUAGGUAACACUGCCGAGAACCAUCCAGCUGUCAACUUGUUUGGGCCUCUAUAAAUUUUUCUAAAUUGUAUUUUAAAAAGUUCAUCGUCUUCGCUGUUGUUCAACAAAUUA